AUGGAUAUGGAAAUCGACGAUCCAGCCACCGGAACCUCCUCCUCACGUCUCGCGCCGAUGGAAGAGGUAAAGCCAACUGUCAAACAAAUCAAGAGAAUUGCCGCUCACAGUCAUGUAAAAGGACUUGGAAUCGACCCGGAGACCUGUGAAGCGCUGCCAGAAGCCGCCGGAUUCGUUGGCCAAAUCGCCGCGAGAACCGCCGCUUCCAUCAUCGUGGAUAUGAUUAGAGGAAAGAGUAUGGCGGGUCGAGCAGUGCUUCUCGCCGGACCACCUGCCACCGGAAAAACCGCUAUCGCUCUGGCAAUGUCACACGAUCUAGGAGACGGAGUUCCGUUUGUUCCACUCGUUGCCAGUGAAGUAUACUCGAGUGAAGUGAAAAAGACGGAAGUCUUGAUGAGAAGCUUCCGAAGAGCCAUCGGACUUCGUGUCAAGGAGACAAAGGACGUCUACGAAGGAGAAGUCACCGAACUGAGUCCAGUAGAGACUUCGGAUAACUCGGGACUCGGAAAAACAAUCUCCCAUCUUUUACUCAGUCUGAAAACGGCGAAGGGUAGCAAACAGCUGAAACUGGAUCCCAGCAUCUACGAUUCGGUGCUGAAACAGCGUGUUGAAGUGGGCGAUGUCAUCUAUAUUGAAGCGAACUCGGGAAUCGUGAAGCGAGUUGGGCGGUGCGAUGUGUAUGCGUCGGAAUUCGAUUUGGAAGCGGAUGAAUUCGUGCCGAUGCCGAAAGGAGAUGUGAGAAAGUCGAAGGAUAUCGUGCAGAACGUCUCGCUCCAUGAUUUGGAUUUGGCGAAUGCAAGACCACAAGGACGUCAAGGAGAUGUGACGAAUAUCGUCUCCCAGUUGAUGGCUCCGAAGAAAACUGAAGUUACAGACCGUCUCCGCUCGGAAAUCAACAAAGUCGUCGACGAGUACAUCGAAUCAGGAGUCGCCGAGCUGAUGCCAGGAGUUCUCUUCAUCGACGAAGUGCAUAUGCUCGACGUGGAAUGCUUCACCUAUCUCUACCGUGCUCUCGAAUCUCCAAUGGCUCCAGUCGUCGUAUUCGCCACGAAUCGCGGCAAAACGACAGUCCGCGGACUCGACGACAAAUCGGCGCACGGAAUUCCACCGGAGAUGUUGGAUCGACUCAUGAUCAUUCCGACGAUGAAGUACAACGAAGAAGACGUCCGCAAGAUUCUCAUCCAUCGUACCGAGGCGGAAAAUGUGAAAUUCGACGAGAAGGCGUUCGACUAUUUGAGUCGCGUCGGCUCGGAGAAAUCGUUGAGAUACGCGUUGCAGUUGAUUGCUCCCGCUCGUCUUUGUGCUCAAACUUGCGGAAGAGAACUCAUUGAACUAGAAGACGUCGAGAAGUGCACGACACUCUUCAUGGAUCGUAGCGAAUCGCUGAAAAAGGCCGAGGAGACGCAGCAAAGACUCGCCGCAAAGAAGGCCUAA
Messenger RNA from Caenorhabditis remanei, 1434 nucleotides. RefSeq lists its product as uncharacterized. The coding region runs from base 1 to 1434 and encodes 477 amino acids. Gene Ontology annotation, molecular function: ATP binding; DNA helicase activity; ATP hydrolysis activity. The transcript has 5 exons. Lineage: Eukaryota; Metazoa; Nematoda; Chromadorea; Rhabditida; Rhabditidae. The record is from RefSeq and is a predicted model, not a curated record. Gene Ontology annotation, biological process: regulation of transcription by RNA polymerase II; box C/D snoRNP assembly; chromatin remodeling. Gene Ontology annotation, cellular component: R2TP complex; Ino80 complex; NuA4 histone acetyltransferase complex.